CUCAGCAACAGCAAACCAAUUUUUCCUUUCCACUCAAUACUCACCAACAAAUCACUAUUCUCCGCCUUUCAACAACUCCCAUGAUUCCCGCCAUGGAUCUUCAUCUCCUCCGGUCUCCUCCCGGUGUCCGAUUCUUCCGCCGCCACCCUUCCCCUGCACCUCUCCGCAGACGUUUCGUCACAGUUAGCUCGAUUCUUCCUUUCGCAAAAGAGAAAGCUAAGUACCACAUAGAACUUGAAGCUGCGGUGGAGCUCGUGGAGAGAGCUUGUAGCCUUUGCAUUGACGUACAAAGGUCUCUGUUAUCUGAUGGACGGAUACUGGAAAAGAAUGACCAAACUCCAGUUACAGUGGCAGAUUUUGGAGUCCAAGCUCUUGUUAGUUUAGAGUUGGGUAAAUUGUUCCCUUUGAUUCCAUUGGUGGCGGAAGAGGACUCUGGUUUUUUACAGUCCCAAAAUCUCGUGGAUCUUGUAGUAAGUGCAGUAUCUGAUAAAACAAGCUUUCAUGAGGAAUCAUUUUCACAUGCUGAUGUGCUGGAAGCAAUCGAUCGAGGGGAAAGGACUGAAUUCGGAACAAAACCAGCCACGUAUUGGAUAUUGGAUCCAAUUGAUGGCACACGAGGGUUUGUAAAAGGAAGCAAAGCCUUAUAUGUGGUAGGUUUGUCUCUUGUAGUUGAAGGAGAGAUCAUGUUAGGUGUCAUGGGCUGCCCUAACUGGGUUGUAGAUACUUCCCACAGGUCCAUUAACGGUGUUCAAGGUUAUAAAAACAGUUCACCUGGGUUGGGGAUCAUUAUGGUUACUCAUUUUGGCUGUGGAACUUGGACAAAGAGGUUAAGGCACAUGCUUGAUAGCUCGUUCAAACCUUCAUCCGAUUGGACCAGAUGCUUUGUUGAUGGUUGUUCUUUGGUACACAAAGCCAACUUCUGCAUUCCAGAUAGUCAAGCAUGGGAGUCACUGCCACUGUCAGUUUUCUACGACGCAACAACCAAUGACAAUGAUGAUAUCAGGCAUAAGGAAAUUCGUCUUUUACCCUUUUGUUGUGGAAGUUUAUGCAAGUACUUAAUGGUGGCUUCUGGUGGGGCAUCUGUUUUCAUUCUUGAAGUUAAACCUGAAAGAGAGACCAAGGCUUGGGAUCAUGCUGCUGGUAUGAUAUGUGUUCAUGAAGCUGGAGGAAAGGUGACGGAUUGGGAAGGAAGUGAACUUGAUCUUGCAGCAGAUCAAGUUAAACGGAGAAUCAUAUACCCUGCUGGUGGAGUUCUUGUGACUAAUGGCAAAAUCCAUCAGCAGAUAGUGGAGAUGAUAUCUUCCAGUUCAACAGUUGUGCGACAUUGAGUUAAAAUACGGUAUGAUUAUUCAUAUUCUAUUUUUCAAAUCUUUGAAUACCAUUCAUGUUUCAUUCAAUCCUGUGGCAUCCUGCAAUGUGUAAAAUGAGCACUUAGUUUAUUCAUAGGAAUAAAUUGAAAAUUUUUCAAUUAUUCCAUUAACUACCAUAUAGUCAGAAGAAGGAACUUCUUCUAGGCAUGUGUAUUGUGUAAUAUGUAGUUAUUGGUAAUGUAAAGUCAUCUUUUAUUGUAA
Gossypium raimondii (Peruvian cotton) is the source of this 1571-nucleotide messenger RNA. RefSeq names its product putative PAP-specific phosphatase, mitochondrial. Bases 81 to 1328 code for a protein of 415 amino acids. Gene Ontology annotation, biological process: sulfate assimilation. Gene Ontology annotation, molecular function: 3'(2'),5'-bisphosphate nucleotidase activity. The record is from RefSeq and is a predicted model, not a curated record. NCBI's taxonomy places the organism in Eukaryota, Viridiplantae, Streptophyta, Magnoliopsida, Malvales, Malvaceae. The transcript has 9 exons.